UGCAAGGUAGAGUCGUGGCACCGUGAGCUAGGGAGCAGACGCUACGCUCAGCGAGUGUGCUCCACACUUCCCUGGAUAUUUCUAAACACCUUAGUUCCAACACAGUUUUCUGAUGAAAUUAAGUUUGACAUAAGAGAGAACUUCAUGUGUGAGGUGUGUAUUUGCUGUGUACAGUACUGUACUGUACAUCUCUCAGCUGAGGAUUUACAAGAAAACUCCAUUUUGUAGAAAUUAAGUGAACAUAAAUUGGUCAACAUGGGAGUGGAGAAAGGAGGAGUCCUUAAUGAUGAUGGGUACUGGAUCAAGGGGGAUGGAGGCCACAAACAUGGUUUUACUCUCUUGGAAGACCUCAAGAAAGUGAAUGCCAUCACUGUGCCAGCUAUUCUUGAAUAUGCUGCUAACAGCCAUGGGGAAGCACCUUGCAUGGGUACCAGGAAACUUAAGGCACGGUUGCGGAUCUUGGAAAAUGGCAAAAAGCUGGAAAAAUUGCAUUUUCUGGACUAUGUAUAUUUGUCAUAUAAAGAAGUCCAAGAAAUGGUUGUGAAGUUCAGUGAUGGGAUAAGAAACUUGGGAAUGAGUAGUGGUGAUCGCAUAGCUAUGUUUGCUGAAACUCGAGCUGAAUGGUAUGUGGCUGCUGUGGGCUGUUUACGCAGCAGUUUGAGUGUGGUGACACUUUACACAAACUUGCCCAAUGAGAGCAUUGUCCAGAGUCUUAAGGAAACAGAGGUUAACACACUCAUUACUUCUUAUGAUUUAUUACCUCGUGUAAUUAAACUGAUUCAGGAGUGUGCCUUGAUUACUCGUGUUAUUGUUAUUGAAGAUCAGCUUGAUGGAAUUGGAUCUGUGCAAGAUGUUCCAGAACAAGUCACUAUACUUCCUUUUCAGGAGGUAUUGAAACUGGAAGCAUCUAUGCCAUUAGUAUCACCAAAGGCUGAUGAUAUAGCCAUUAUUAUGUAUACUAGUGGCUCAACAAGCCAUCCUAAGGGAGUAGAACUUACUCAUGCCAAUAUUUUUUCCUCCAUAACAGCUUACUGUGUUCAGGCUGACUUAAGAUUAGGGGAUCGUUAUCUUGCAUAUCUUCCCUUGGCACAUGUAAUGGAACUCGCUACAGAGACUGCAUUAAUGGCCAUGAAUGUCACCAUAGCUUAUUCUUCUCCAUUCACACUAACAAAUAGUAGUGCUAAAAUCUUCAAAGGCACAUCAGGUGAUGCCAGAGUAGCAAGACCCACAUGUAUGAGUGCUGUGCCACUCAUCUUAGAGAGAAUCAUUAAGGGAGUAUACAGAGUAAUUGAGGACCAGGGUCAUUUGAAAGCAAAGAUUUUUAGUGAAGCACUUAAAUAUAAACAAAGAAAAGUUGGCCCAUCUCUUGCUGUAAAAGUUUUGGAUGCACUGGUAUUUAAGAGGGUAAAGGAGGAACUUGGAGGAGAGUUAAGAAUGUUGGUAGUGGGUGGGGCACCAGUAUCCCCAGAAAUUCAAAAUAAGAUUCGGGCAUUAUUUGGUUGCACUGUUCAAGUUGGUUAUGGAGCAACAGAGACUGCAGCUUGUAUCAGCAGUAUGGACACAGAUGACAUACGCACUGGACACUGUGGGCCUCCAAAUUAUGGUGUACUUCUCUCAUUAAGAGAUUGGGAAGAAGGUGGAUAUCUCACUACUGAUAAGCCCAAUUCUCGGGGUGAAAUUGUUGUGGGUGGACCCAUGGUGUCCAGAGGAUACUUUCGUAAUUCAGAGAAAACUGAAGAAGUAUUUUUCGAGAAGGAUGGAGUUAGGUGGUUUAAAACUGGCGACAUUGGUGAGGUUGAUGAAACUGGCAUUCUCCAUGUUAUUGACCGAAAGGUAGAUCUCUUAAAGCUGAAUAAUGGUGAAUAUGUGUCUUUGGGCAAUAUUGAGAGUAAACUUAAAACUCAUUCUCUUAUAGAAAGCAUUUGCGUUUGUGCAUAUUCAGGAGCCAAGCAUGUAGUUGCCAUUAUUGUUCCUUUCUCUGAUAGCUUGAUUAAAAUUGGAGUAAAGUUAGGCCAUAUGGAAGAUGCAACUAUGCAGGAUCUUUGUAGUGAUAUGAAAGUUAAAAAGGCUGUCCUUGAUGAGCUCCUUGCACAUGGGAAGAAGCAAGGACUUGGACGAUGGGACCUGCCAGCAGCCAUUUUCCUGACUCCUGAACCCUGGACUCCUGAAUCAGGAUUAGUCACAGCAGCACUUAAGAUCAAGAGGGCUCCUAUUAAAGCCAGAUUUCAGCUUGAAAUUGACAAUAUGUAUGGUCAAUUUGAUGAUCCUGCCCAAUAGAUAUUUUACAGUAAGUGUACUGGGGAGCAACACAAUAUAUAAAUGCCCAUUCACUCCACAUACUGCUUGGGAAAUGCUUAGCAGGACUAAGGUAGACUUUACUUUAGAGAACAGACUCACAAUUCAAUGCACAAUAAGUAAUUACCUUGUAUACUGUAGCCUCAGUGCAUGUCAUUGAACUUUGCAGGAAAGCUCUACUAGCAAAGAAAUAUCAAAUUACUGUAUAUGCUUCUUAAAUUGUAUAACCCUAUUUUCUAUAUAUAAUGUGAAUAAUAGUUUGAGUGAAGAUUGUUGUAGAGUAUACUGUCAAUUAUUAAGUAGGACAUGUUGAAAAGGUUAUUUUAGGAAAAGUAGGCAUUCAGAGCUAAAGAUGGAUACCGUAUGUGCUUUUGAAGUCCAUAAGGGACAUAAGAAAGGUAAAUUACAUAUAUGUCACAUGUGAAACAUGUCGUUGUUAAAUCACAUAAAUGUAAUAUACUGUAUGUUUAAAAAUACAUUGCUAAGUAGUUUAGUUUUGAGCUGAUAGAUUGGUAGUGGAGUAAAUUGUGAGCAUUAUUGUAGUGCCUUUACAGGUGUAUGGUGCAUAACUGAUAUGCUGUCGUUUCUAAAAAUACAGUACAGUACUCUACCUGUCAUGUAUUGUGAAUUCAGGGACAAAAUAAGAUUUUUAAAUGCCAAUUUAAGCAUUUACUUUUUUUCAUAAUGCAAUGCAAUAAUUUCUGGACAAAUUGCUUUUUAUAAAUGUUAAUUGUACAGAGAUUGGAUUUUUUUUAUUAAUUUUUUGUUCGAGAUAAUAUACAAUGGCUCUUGCAAAAUAUUUUUUGGGGGGUUUUCAGACUUGAAAAUUAAUGCAUCGUUGUUUUUGCUUUUAGUAAUGCUCACCACAUGUCCUAAGUUUUCCCAAUCAAAUUUACUGUGACUGGAUACCAGACUUUUCUGUUUGGGAAGUGCAGGCUGUCAAGUACAGUGCCACUUUGUGUACCGAGACUUAUUAUUAAGUGUAAUUUAUCUGCACUGACCCUAAUAAGUCGCCAGACCUAUGAGAUCCCUUUUCAUUUGCUUCCAUCUUUAUAUUUUAUUUAUUUAGUUUUAUGUAAUUAGUUUUUUAUCACAAGUCUACUAAAGGAUGCUUAUAUUAUAGGGACUUAGAGAUAUCCUUCAGCCAAAGACCAGAGCAUAAAAAAAAAUGUUAUAUUUCUCGGCCUGUUGGGGAAAUCAUAUAAAUUUUCAAAUGUUGUACAAUCAGUUGGAGGAAAAUUAUUUGGACUUCAUGAUAACAAAUUAUUGGUAACUAUGAAGCACACUUUAAUAUCAGUAACUGCUUUGGGAAUUAAGGUUCAACAUAUUAUGCUGUAUGGAGCUACAGAAUGAACUCUUCAGUCUCUAAUGGAAGACUUACAAUACAGUAGUGACAUAAAUACUACUAAAUAAGAGGUGGUGUUGGAGGAGAUGUUUAGGCUAAGUAUAGUGAGUUUAGUUUGUUUAAAUGUGUGUAUACAGUGCAGUAUUAUGGCACAGUGCAGUACACUGUACAGUAUUAUGGUACAGUGCAGUAUUAUGGCACAGUGCAUUAUUAUGGCACAGUGCAGUAUUAUGGUACAGUACUGUAUUAUGGCACAGUGCAGUAUUAUGGCACAGUGCAGUAUUAUGGUACAGUACUGUAUUAUGGCACAGUGCAGUAUUAUGGCACAGUGCAGUAUUAUGGCACAGUGCAGUAUUAUGGUACAGUACAGUAUUAUGGCACAGUGCAGUAUUAUGGCACAGUGCAGUAUUAUGCUACAGGACAGCCAAUGAGUGAAACUUGGGACUGGAGCUACACUGUGACCCUGGUGUAAUGUACAAAUUUAAAGUUCAUACAGUCCAUAAAGUGAUGUAAGAACAGUUCAUACACUGUACAAAACAGUAUAUGAACCAUAUGUAGAUGGUCUACAUUACUUUGAUUAUAUAUAUAUAUAUAUAUAUAUAUAUAUAUAUAUAUAUAUAUAUAUAUAUAUAUAUAUAUAUAUAUAUAUAUAUAUAUAUAUAUAUAUAUAUAUAUAUAUAUAUAUAUAUAUAUAUACACAGGGUCAUAGUGUAGUUUAGGUCUUCUUAGUCAGGUACCCAGAGCAACGUGCAUUGAUUAAUCUCAACACCUUGGGCACUCAACCACUUUGAACAUUUGCACACUGUAAAGAUUAAUGUUUUAAUUACAUUGUCAAAAUAAGAAAAAGUGAUGUGUCUGUAUAUAAACAUAAGAAUGAGUCGGAAGAGCAGUGUUAAUCCAUGUGUAUACUGUAGUUCACAAAUUCUAAUGUCCACUCACUCUCUAGAGUCUAGAUAAUGUUUGUGCCUUCAUGUACUUUACUAAUUAUUGAACUUUAGGGUAUGUAAAACUUCAGCAUUCUAAAGUUGGGACAGAUGAAUUAAUGAGAUGCUGUGAGGAUAAGUGAGGUUGAAGCACAAUGGUAAUACUGUACAGCUCAUACAGAAAGUAUUGUACGUAAAUGUGAUGUGAGGAGAAUUUAUCAUCUCAAAAGUGUUGGGGUCUUCAGUAUGUCUACAGAGAAGAAAUCAUGGAGCUGACAUCAAAGUACAAUACUGUACAGUAUGUGUACUGUAUACCCCUAACCAAUACUGUACAUUAGUACAGUACUGUAUAGUAUGUGUACUGUAUACCCCUAACCAAUACUGUACAUUAGUACAGUACUGUACAGUAUGUAUACUGUAUACCCCUAACCAAUACUGUACAUUAGUACAGUACUGUAUAGUAUCAGAUAAACCUUCACACAAACUUCUCUGUCCUAGAAUAUUCGGUUAUGGAUUAACCAAAAAUAAGAUAAUAAUUCUCAUUGUUAACAGAAGUUACAAGUUUUAAACUGAAUUAAAGUAGAGGUAAACACUCACUCUACUCACAUUUUUUAUUUACAAGUCAUUUACAUAUUACAGGAAUUGUUCACUGGCCAUAGUUUGUGUCUAGUGUGAUAUGUAACGCUUCUACUGUAAUUUAUGAAUUGCACUUUGUGUGCGUUUGUAAAUCUGAAGUGCAGGUUUAUAUGUUAUUUAUUGCUUUUGUGAAAAGGAUAUAGCUACUGUACAGAAUUUAAAAGUCUUGUUGUUAAUAAAGGAGAGUUGUACAGGUAUACAGUAUCUCUCACUAAUAAUUUCUUGAGGUCCGAUACAGGUAUACUGUACUUGGUACUGUUAAUUAUAUGCAGACAUUUUAUACAGAUUGAAUUUGUUUUGUACGGAGGCAAUAUAUUUUCACUAUUGUGCAGUAUA
Homarus americanus (American lobster) is the source of this 5535-nucleotide messenger RNA. Its product is annotated as long chain acyl-CoA synthetase 8-like. The record is from RefSeq and is a predicted model, not a curated record. NCBI's taxonomy places the organism in Eukaryota, Metazoa, Arthropoda, Malacostraca, Decapoda, Nephropidae. Gene Ontology annotation, molecular function: palmitoyl-CoA ligase activity. Bases 256 to 2277 code for a protein of 673 amino acids. Gene Ontology annotation, cellular component: endoplasmic reticulum; lipid droplet; plasma membrane. The transcript has 3 exons. Gene Ontology annotation, biological process: neuron differentiation; long-chain fatty-acyl-CoA metabolic process; long-chain fatty acid metabolic process.